AUGGCUAAAUCACAUAGAUUGAGCCUUAUUAACUCUCACCUUCUAUCACAAUUUCCUGCUCUUCCAUAUGAUAAUUCUCUUCAGACUUUUAGGCAGCGCGGAUCUCCUUUAAACGCUUCUGCUAUCCUUGAGAGCUAUUUUCGUGAUAUGACUCCUGGAGUGAUCAGAAUUCGCCAACUCAUAAAUUCAAGUAAACUUUUUGAUCACCAAGCAGAAGUAGGCAUGCCCACUGACCAGCUCAGAGAGCUUGUUGUCAGACAAAUUCAAGAGAUUUAUCUUGCUCAGAAUAUAACUCCAGAAUUAGACGAGGCAGACCCAUGAAGGUCGACUCAAGUUUUCUAUGUUCUUGGAGAAUUUGAUGCGUCAGUCGCAACUCGUCUGACAGUCUCUGUCGGUCUCUAUGGAGAUACUUUAAAAUCCUUAGGCACUCAAAAGCACAAGAACCUUAUUGAUAGAGUUUAUGCAGUCCACGACUAUGGCUCUCUCUCUGUGACAGAAAUGGGGCACGGGUCAAAUGUCUCAAUGCUUGAGACUACAGCAACUUUUGACCAUACAACUAGAGAAUUUAUUAUUAAUUCUCCAACAGCCACAUCCGCUAAAUGGUGGGUUGGUGGGGUAGCUAAAUCUUCAAACAUGACCGCCCUUUUUGCUAGGCUCAUAGUAGAAGGAAUUGAUAGAGGAAUCCAUGUCUUUGCAAUCCCUAUCAGAGACUAUAAUACACAUGAACCUCUGCCUGGAGUUGUAAUUGGUGAUUGUGGAAAAAAGAACAGUCUAAAUGGUAUUGAUAACGGCUUUUUAAUUUUUAAAAACUAUAGAGUUCCUUAUGAUUGCUUGCUAGAUAAGCACAGCUCAAUUUCACUUGAUAAUAAAUUCAAAAGCCAUAUAAAAAACAAUGAUAAAAGACUUGCAAUGAUGCUUGGAGGGAUACUAAGAGGAAGAAUAGGGACAAUAAGUCUUGCCGAGUAUACCAUGAAAAAUGGGCUAACAAUUGCACUAAGAUAUGGAGCAGUCAGAAAACAAUUUGGGAGCAAAACACAAGAAUCAGCCAUUUUAGACUAUCAAACUCAUCAGUACAGGUUGAUCUCCAAUAUGCCUAAGCUUUUUGCCAUCCGAGCAUCAGCAAACCAGAUGCUCUCUGAUUUCAAAUCUGUCAGACAAAAAUCAAGAGUCGACCCAGAAUGUGAAGAAGUUCAAGAAUAUCAUGCUCUUUUAUCUAUAGCGCUUUCCCGAGGAUGGCGCGGAAUGGCGCCAUCCUCGGGAAAGCCAGAAAGGCAUCCACACGGGAACUGGGAGUUCCACGUGUGGAUGCCAUUUUGACAUGUGGAAGUUUGGAUCCCACAUGUCAAAAAUGGCAUCCACACGUGGAACUCCCAGUUCCCGUGUGGAUGCUUAGUUGACUUUCCCGAGGAUGGCGCCAUUCCGCGCCAUCCUCGGGAAAGCGCUAUACUCUUAAAGGCUUAUCCACACAGUUUUCUGCUCUUACUCUAAAAGAAUGCCGUGAAGCAUGCGGAGGUCACGGAUAUUCCGCCCAUUCAGCCCUUGGCCGUUUACUAAACAACCAAGAUAUAAACUCCACCUGGGAAGGCGACAACACCGUUCUCGCUCAGCAAACUGGAAAAUAUCUUCUCAAACAAAUUCAAAGGAUGUACAAAGGCCAAAAAGUCACAAGUCCAACCCUGCAAUAUUUAAACCCAGAUUUCGACCAUAUUAAAAAUUACAAAGCAAACUUCUCUAACAAAGAAGAGCUCCUCAACGAAAAGCUUCUUUUCGAAAUCCUUGAAUACAGGGUCAACUACUUGAUCCACAAAUGCAUCAACAAAUUGCAGACAAAUGCAGCGAAAUAUGCAGAAGUCAUAGAUGCUUGGAACAAUACACAAGUUUUCUAUGUGCAGGAGUUAAGUAAAGCUUAUGGAGAAAGAGUGAUGGCAAACAACUUGAGAUUUAUGGCAGAUGAUGUGUUGGCAAAAUGUGAAAAUACUGGGAAAGCGUUUAGAAAAUUAUUGCAUCUCUUUAUAGUGGAAAGAAUUGAAAAGAGCCUGGCUACGUAUUUAGAGUUUGCGAUUACUCCAAAUCAGGCUGAUAUUGUUAGGGAAACUGAGCUUGAGCUUUGCAAAGAGCUUAGUGAUCAUUGCAUAAAUAUAAUUGAAGCUGUAGCUCCACCAGACAAGAUGAUAGGCUCGAUAAUUGGAACUUCUGAUGGACAGGUUUACCAAAACAUAAUAAACACAGUAGAAAGUUAUCCAGAUGUCUAUAAGCAGGCCUCCUGGGCACAUCUGUUCAAGGACAUCAGGAAGCUAACUAAAUUAAAUUCAAGUUAA
Blepharisma stoltei is the source of this 2318-nucleotide messenger RNA. NCBI's taxonomy places the organism in Eukaryota, Ciliophora, Heterotrichea, Heterotrichida, Blepharismidae. The record is from the annotation of a GenBank genome assembly.